AUGUUGAGACUGGCCUGUGCGGGCGAGUCAUGCCUGCCCCCAACAGCGAGCCCACAGCAAGCCCACAGCGAGUCCACAGCAAGCCCACAGCAACCCCCACAGCAAACCCACAGCAACCCCCAGAGCCCACAGCGAGUCCACAGCAAGCCCACAGCAACCCCCACAGCAAACCCACAGCAACCCCCAGAGCCCACAGCGAGUCCACAGCAACCCCACAGCAACCCCACAGCAAACCCACAGCAACCCCCACAGCAACCCCCACAGCAAGACAGCAAGCAUACUUUGAGCACCCACAGUAAGCCCACAGCAGGCCCCCACACAGCCAUGUCCAGCAACCCCCACAGCAAACCCACAGCAACCCCCAGAGCCCACAGCGAGUCCACAGCAAGCCCACAGCAACCCCCACAGCAAACCCACAGCAACCCCCAGAGCCCACAGCGAGUCCACAGCAACCCCACAGCAACCCCACAGCAAACCCACAGCAACCCCACAGCAACCCCACAGCAAACCCACAGCAACCCCCACAGCAACCCCCACAGCAAGACAGCAAGCAUACUUUGA
Molecule: messenger RNA, 561 nt
Organism: Scylla paramamosain (green mud crab)
Lineage: Eukaryota; Metazoa; Arthropoda; Malacostraca; Decapoda; Portunidae
Product: proline-rich protein 2-like
Exons: 2
Coding region: 1-561 (186 amino acids)
Source: RefSeq, a predicted model, not a curated record